Molecule: messenger RNA, 1446 nt
Organism: Aspergillus steynii IBT 23096
Lineage: Eukaryota; Fungi; Ascomycota; Eurotiomycetes; Eurotiales; Aspergillaceae
Product: SDR family oxidoreductase
Exons: 6
Coding region: 287-1237 (316 amino acids)
Biological process (GO): fatty acid catabolic process
Molecular function (GO): 2,4-dienoyl-CoA reductase (NADPH) activity
Source: RefSeq, a predicted model, not a curated record
CCUCGACCAGCUGCAAAUACGAGGUCCUCCGUGGCUCUUGGCCAACAGAGUUCACUCCCCUGCAUCCCUCGCCUCCCUGGGCAGUACUGCGUAAGUGGAAGUAAGUCUGUCCGCCCGGAGCAACUGCUCGAUCUCUCGCGCAGUCCGAUGAGUAAACCGUCGGCAACUCGAAGCCGAGGUUGCUUCGGUGGGGAAACCCCGUGUCGCUGACUACUUCAUCUUCAUCUUCCUUUCUUCGCUCUCACCUCCAUCUCUCCCCCAUCCAAGUCGCCCAAUUGCCGCUAGUAUGUCUCUUCCUAAGUCCCAGUACCUCAGCGAUACCUGGAAGGAUGGUCUGUUUGCAAAGAAAGUGGUGUUCUGCACCGGGGGUGCCGGCACCAUCUGCAGUGCCCAGGUGCGCGGUCUGGUCCACCUAGGCGCCGAUGCCUGCAUCGUAGGCCGAAAUGUCGACAAGACCGAAAAGGCCGCGCGCGACCUGGCGACGGCUCGCCCCGGGGCCAAGGUCAUUGGCAUCGGCGCGGUGGAUGUGCGCAAGAUCGAGAGUCUCCAGAGUGCCGUGGAUCGCUGCGUCAAGGAAUUCGGGGGCAUUGAUUUUGUGAUUGCCGGUGCGGCGGGCAACUUCCUCGCCUCCAUCAACCAACUGUCGGCCAAUGCCUUCAAGUCCGUGAUAGACAUCGACGUGUUGGGAUCCUACAACACCCUCAAGACCACGCUCCCCUACCUGGUGGAGUCGGCCAACAAGCACAAAGUGGACUCGAAGACACUGGACCCCUCGCCCCUCGGUACUGGAGGCCGCAUCAUCUUCGUCAGCGCAACCAUUCAUUACAGGACCAUGCCCUUCCAGACCCACGUGUCGGUGGCCAAGGCCGGGGUCGACGCCUUGUCGCACAGCGUGGCCAUCGAAUUCGGUCCGCUCGGAGUAACCUCAAACAUCAUUGCCCCGGGCCCCGUCGCGUCAACCGAGGGUCUGGAUCGCCUGCUUCCCUCCGAUGCUUUCGAAAAUUAUAUCAAGUCCCAGCCGCUCGGCCGGGUUGGCUCCAUCCGUGAUAUUGCUGACGCCACGGUAUAUCUCUUCGCCGACAGCGGAAGUUAUGUCUCCGGUCAGACGCUAGUCGUGGAUGGAGCAUCCUGGCGCAUGUCUGCCGGGGGUGCGGCCCAGGGGAAGCUGAACUAUCCCGAUUUCCUCUUGUCGGGAGAUGCAGUUCCCAACGUCAAGGGACAGAAAUCGAAGCUGUGAGUGGUCGUUUUAGCGUUCGUGUUGUGAACAACCUGUACAUAUUCCUGUAGCCUGGACAAUACCUGCGGUAACUGCUUGGAUUCCCCCCGCCUUUGUAUCUUUGUCUCGUUCUUUUGUCUUUGUUUGCAUCUGCACUUCUCUCCGCGAAAGCGCGCGUCGAAGCAAUUAAACAAAGAGUACAGAUCUUAGAACAAUGGCCUUGUCUCCCA